Messenger RNA from Durio zibethinus, 1821 nucleotides. The record is from RefSeq and is a predicted model, not a curated record. NCBI's taxonomy places the organism in Eukaryota, Viridiplantae, Streptophyta, Magnoliopsida, Malvales, Malvaceae.
GCUUUGGCUCUCUCCAUAAUUUCUCAAUCUAUUUUUUCUUCCUUGUUUGACAAAUCUUUUGUUAGACUUUUUUAUUCUUUCAAUUUGGUUUCACUUCCUUAAUCCUCGGGCUUCAACAGGACAAAAUCAACAGAGUACUCUGUAAAACUCCUCUGUUUGAAGUUUGAACUCUCUUCCUCUUACCUUAACAUUAACAUCCAAACACUUGUUGAGUUUGAGGUGUUCUUUUAACUAACUUAAUUUCCACAAAUGGGUAAGUUUUUGUUUUUGGAUUUUGGAGGCAUAUUAAAAACUGCGGCCUUUUUCUUUUUGUUGAUAAUUUAACUAAAAAUGUUGAUGUGGGUUGUUUUUCUUGUAGUGAAUUUCUUUGAAGAAAGAUCAAAGAAUAUGGGUGCUGGUCAGAAUGUGUUCAAUGAUGGAAAAGCUGUCCUCAACAUGUCAAUCACAGUAACCGUAUCAGCACAAAAACCGCCAGCGCCUCAUGGAUAUAUCUCCAUUUCAAGAAAGAAGUUGCUUCAAAACCUUGAAAUUAAUACUGGAGCAAGAGUUAAUGCAUGGGUUGAUUCCAUGAGAGCUUCUUCUCCUACUCAUAUAAAAUCCACACCUUCCCUUUCUGAUGACCAAGGUUCCUGGAAUUUACACCAUCCAUCUGCCCUGGAGAUGUUUGAGCAGAUAAUAGAAGCAUCAAAAGGGAAACAAAUAGCAAUGUUUCUUGAUUACGAUGGCACUCUUUCACCAAUUGUUGAGGAUCCUGAUCGAGCUUUCAUGUCCAAGAAGGUUGGCUAUUUGUUUAUAUGGAACUGUGUUUGGGUUGUUUCCAUCAAUAGUUUUCAGUUAGUAACUUUUCAGGUUUGUGUAAACCAGAUGAGAAAGACUGUGAGAAAGCUUGCCAAGUGUUUCCCCACUGCUAUAGUGAGUGGCAGAUGCAGAGACAAGGUGUAUAAAUUUGUCAAAUUGGCUGAGCUGUACUACGCUGGUAGUCAUGGCAUGGACAUUAAAGGGCCAGAGAAACGUUCCAAAUCUACCAAAGAUAAUGAAUCUGUUCUCUUCCAACCAGCUAGUGAAUUUCUUCCCAUGAUUGAUGAGGUUUACAAACAAUUGGUUGAGACUACCAAAUCAACUCCAGGAGCUAAGGUGGAGAAUAACAAGUUUUGUCUUUCUGUACACUUUCGUUGUGUUGAUGAAAAGAAAUGGAGUGAACUGGCACAGCAGGUUAGGUCAGUUUUAAAGGAGUACCCCAAGCUCCGGCUAACCCAAGGCAGAAAGGUUUUAGAAAUCCGUCCUACAAUUAAAUGGGACAAAGGGAAAGCCCUUGAAUUUUUGUUAGAAUCUCUUGGAUUUGCUAACUGUACCGAUGUUUUUCCCGUGUACAUUGGGGAUGACCGCACCGAUGAAGAUGCAUUUAAGAUAUUGAGAGACAGAGGACAGGGUUUUGGUAUUCUUGUGUCCAAAUUUCCCAAGGAGACCAGUGCAUCAUAUUCUUUACAAGAACCAGAUGAAGUCAUGGAUUUUUUACGGCGUCUAGUUGAAUGGAAACAAUUAUCCGUGCAAGCUCGAGCUCAAUCCAGAAUGUAAUGAUAAGAAGAUAUGGAAAAAUAUUUGUCCACCCUUGCAAGAAAUGUAGAAAGGUGGAACUAGAUUAUGUAGUAAAUUCUUGUUCAAGAUAAGGAAAGAUGAACAAGAAGAGAAAAAUGAUUAAUACAUAAUCCUGUCUUUUGGCUUGAAGGCCUUGUAAAUCUUGUAACUAGCUGGGUACAAGAUAAAGAUUUGUAGCUUGACAACCUUGUCUAUUAAUGCAUAGAAAGUUUCUCUCUUUCUGUC